Cyclopterus lumpus (lumpfish) is the source of this 1651-nucleotide messenger RNA. It is a transcript of the gene foxl3, whose product is annotated as forkhead box L3. Lineage: Eukaryota; Metazoa; Chordata; Actinopteri; Perciformes; Cyclopteridae. The transcript is spliced from 3 exons. Gene Ontology annotation, molecular function: RNA polymerase II cis-regulatory region sequence-specific DNA binding; DNA-binding transcription factor activity, RNA polymerase II-specific. The coding region runs from base 183 to 932 and encodes 249 amino acids. The record is from RefSeq and is a predicted model, not a curated record. Gene Ontology annotation, biological process: cell differentiation; anatomical structure morphogenesis; regulation of transcription by RNA polymerase II.
GCUGCAGAGAGAGGGGGGCUGGAGGCAGCCGUCAUCAGCGGAGCUCAGAGUGUCAGCUGGCUGAGCAGAGCAUGGUGGCACAGCAGAGCAGCAGGACGAGGUGUUGCUGCUGGGCUUCGACCAGAAGAGUCAGAUGACACAAACAGUUUUGGAUCCCACAUCCGAGUCCUCCAAGUGUAGCAAUGUUCGAUAACUCUAACUACCCCUUCAACUGUUUUAAUUACGAUGGAGACGGAUAUCCCUCCUCCAGCACAGACGAAGAGAAGAAAAUGUGUCGACCCGCAUACAGCUACAUAGCUCUGAUAGCCAUGGCCAUCCAGCAGAGUCCCGAGCAGCGGGUCACUCUGUCGGGCAUCUACGAGUUCAUCAUGAAGAGGUUUCCUUACUACCGCUCCAACCAGAGAGCCUGGCAGAACUCCAUCAGGCACAACCUGUCUCUCAACAGCUGCUUCAUCAAGGUUCCUCGUACAGAGGGCAAUGAGAAAGGAAAGGGAAACUACUGGACCUUCGCCAGUGGCUGUGAGUCGAUGCUCGACCUGUUUGAAAACGGCAACUUUCGGCGGCGCCGGCGCAGGAGGAACAUGAAGAUCGGCUUUCGGGAUUCAAAAGAAACCCCUUUCCACCCGUUGGAAAGCCACAGCAAUCAGCACGUCCCCGCAGCUCGGCGCCCCGAACCCGACUCCACUGUCUGCCCUUUGAACCCUGAGAGGCCGAGGCCAGGCCCCCCGCCAAACCACCUCAUCCCAAACCCCACCCAGCAUGGGAAACCAGAGUCAGAGAUCAAAUUUAGCAUUGACUACAUCCUAUCCACUCCGGAUCCGCCCCUGUCCGGGUAUAGAUCCUCCCACGGCCCCGUUCACAUAGGGCCAACAGGGCCUCCCAUACAUGUCCUGGAGUCCCAACACCUGAACCUGCACUUCUGGACUCUGUAAGAGAGGAAAGAGAGAUGGACUUCUUCUUUCUUUAUCGUCUGUGUCCAAAAGUGGGAAGUACUGUGAGGACUCCACAGAAGCGAUUUGACUAACUUGAAAAUGUAAAUGAGGUGCAAAGUAUAGAGGUACAGUAUUGUGGGAUGGAUUCUAGGUGGAGAAAAGUUCACUUAAAGAAAGCACCAUGCUGACGAAGAAUUCAUCAAAAAUAUAAAAUGUGAUCAGUACCGUUUUCAUAUUGUUAUUAUACUGUACGUACGGUGUCUAGUGCUGACAUAGACUAGGUUUACAGUAUUAUGUAUAUAUGUAUGUACACAGGAGUCAUGAGCGCAAAUAAGAAAAAAUGCUUUAAAAAUCACAUUAGUCAAAAAACAAACUCCACUGGAUUAUCUUCUGAUCAAAAAUGUGAAAUUAUUUUCUUCAUUAAAGAAGAGUUUAUGCAUAAUCUUAUGGUUGGCCAGACAAUGCUGCCUGUCAAACUUAAAUAUAAUGUGUGUAGUUUCUCAGAUUGAAUACUCAUUAAUGGAACAUUUAGUCUUUUUUGUGUGUGAAUGUCACAACAAAUGAGUUCAGCAGUACAAACCUUGUGUUUUCAAACAUCCCCUCCAGACAAGUCUAAGACAUACUGUAGGUAUACAAAUACUCUUGUCGUCUAAUAAAGAUAAAACUAAAGAAAUAUUUAUUCCCUUGUUAAAAAUGUUAUUAAAUUAAAAAACUACAUA